Messenger RNA from Prunus armeniaca (apricot), 294 nucleotides. The record is from the annotation of a GenBank genome assembly. NCBI's taxonomy places the organism in Eukaryota, Viridiplantae, Streptophyta, Magnoliopsida, Rosales, Rosaceae.
AUGCUUAAGAAAAUAAUGGCGUACCCCCUUUAUUUCCGUCAAUUCCCUUGGCAAGUCUCGGUGACACAAGGUCAACCCGAGCCUCAAACUAGCAGGAUUCAGGGGAUUGUAGUCAGCCUGAUCCGCAAACUAGCAGGUCUCGGAGACACACUUCAAUCCGAGCCGCAACCUGGCACCACAGGGUUCAGGCGUCCCCGAAACUCGUGGGGCAUCAUCAAAAUAGCAAACUGUCUCAAGGCAACUGGGGGGUACCCUCGCGGUGGGUUUGAAAACCAUAACCCAUCAUUUAUAUAA